GACAAAACCGGAAAAGAGCCGUUCGACCCCGGACUUCCCGAAACCUGCCGCGCGUUGAAACCGAGUCCGAACCUGGAUUUUACUUUGAAAGAAUCAGCGCGAGGGAAGGUAGGAGUUUUUGUGGCGCGAGCUAGAAGUUGAUCGGACAUGUGGCCGCGCGCGACCAGUAUGGAGGAUGAUGAACUUCCGUCAGAGGAUGGGCUGGGUGGCCGUGGCUCUCUUCCUGCUGCUCAGCGUCAUGGCGGCCUACUACGUCUUUGAGGUCAUCAGUCUGGAGCGGGUACAGAGAGACGGCAUCGACUCAUUGGCUCUGCCUCCGGCUGUCUCCGCCCACCUGCCGCCAUUUUCUCUGUGGGUGUGGGCGCUCGUCUUCUUGGUGCCGUACCUGCAGCUCUUCCUCUUCCUGUUUUCAUGCACCAGGACAGAUCCCCACGCCGUUGGAUACUGCGUACUUCCUGUCUGCAUCUUCCUGCUGUGCAUUCGACGUGGUGCAGCCAAACCGACCAAUCACAGAGCUGGAUUGCUCAUUCACAUGUAGAGACCAAUGAACAGGUGUGAUGUCACUUCCUGUGGCUGUAAACAAACAGGACAGACUGUCAGGAGCCGCCUGCAGCCGUCAGUCCCUGACCAAUCAGAGGGCAGCAUCUUCUGUUUGUUAUUCUGUAUUUAAAGACAUGACACGCUGGUUACCAUGGCAACUUUAAUAUGACACCAAUAAAGUAACAAAUGAUGUUUCACA
This is a messenger RNA of Fundulus heteroclitus (mummichog), 739 nucleotides long. It is a transcript of the gene lyset, whose product is annotated as transmembrane protein 251. The record is from RefSeq and is a predicted model, not a curated record. The coding region runs from base 176 to 538 and encodes 120 amino acids. The transcript is spliced from 2 exons. NCBI's taxonomy places the organism in Eukaryota, Metazoa, Chordata, Actinopteri, Cyprinodontiformes, Fundulidae.